Tetranychus urticae (two-spotted spider mite) is the source of this 818-nucleotide messenger RNA. RefSeq lists its product as uncharacterized. NCBI's taxonomy places the organism in Eukaryota, Metazoa, Arthropoda, Arachnida, Trombidiformes, Tetranychidae. The record is from RefSeq and is a predicted model, not a curated record.
UGGAAUUGUCUAGGAAGAUAUCACAAUCAAAUCAUUCCAAUUGCUAAAAACAAUUUAGAUUAAACCCUAAAGUAAACCUUCCAAUCAAAACCAACCAACAUCAUCAACAUGAAAUUCUUGUCUUCAGUAAUCGUUCUUUCCUUGGCUCUCAUGGCUUCUGCUUCACCCUUCCUUGGUCCCCUCGCUGAUACAGUUCUUGGUACUGCUGCCAAUGCACUUAACACCGUUACGGGAGCCGCAAGUGGUCUGAUUGGGGGUGCUCUCAAUGCUGUUGGUGAUGUUGCAAAAGGUGCUGCCAAUCUUGAGUUUGCCAAAGGAAGAGUUCUUCAAGGAGCUGUCAAUGGAGUUGCUGGUCUUGGAAGUAGCGUUCUUGGUACUGGAGCACUUUCUGGACCCAAUCCCGUCUCUCCAAAUCCUGGUUAUGGCCCUGUCUCUGGUCCUAGCUUCGGUCCUGUUUCUGGCCCUGGUUUCGGUCCUGGCUCAACCAAUUUCAAUAGUAACUCACGAGGAUUUGACAAUAGUGCUUCAGCCAACACCCAUCAAUUUGAUGCUAGACAAACCUCAUUCCAAGGCGGACCAGGAGGCAUCUCAGGAACAACUACAUCAACCUCUGGUCAAGCAAGCUCAGCUCGCACCAGAAGCAUGGGUUAUGAUGAUUCUACUCGGUACCAAGCUGGUUAUGGAUACUAAAAACAUCAACUCCUAAUGACUACAUACUGAAUGAAAAAAAUCAAUAACAAAUUUCGGGCUUGCUCGAAUAUGAAUUGAAACUAAAAUGCUUGAAUUGAGAAAAAUAAACUUACCAUGAAAAGUAAAAA